Schistosoma haematobium is the source of this 5069-nucleotide messenger RNA. RefSeq lists its product as uncharacterized. The coding region runs from base 3965 to 4864 and encodes 299 amino acids. NCBI's taxonomy places the organism in Eukaryota, Metazoa, Platyhelminthes, Trematoda, Strigeidida, Schistosomatidae. The transcript is spliced from 2 exons. The record is from RefSeq and is a predicted model, not a curated record.
AUGGUUACCCAGAACGUUUCAUAGAAAAGAAGUAGUAGUUGUGACAAGAAACCAAGUUGUUCCGUCCCGAAGAAAAACCAUAUAUAAGUCUGGAAUUUAAAGGCGAUCGAACAUCAGACGUUAUCAAAAAUUGUCUAACAACAACGAUUAGAAGAACAUUUAACGCGGCUAAACGGCGAAUAACCUUCACUACUUCCGCAUCUGAUCGCCUCUAUUUGCAUCUACCAGUUCACCUGCUCUUGUAGAGCAAGGUACAUUGGCCGUAGCCAGCGCUCGCUUUCAACUUGGAUACGGGAACAUAUAACAGCUUGGUUCUAUAAGAGUGAAAGGAAAGCAGUUAGGAGUUCUAUACUUGAACACCUAAUCGACGGUAACCAUUCUACAGAUCCACAAAGGUUCAUAUGAUUCGUUCAAAUCUACCCAGAUUUCUUCGUAUCCAACUUUUAAAAAUAGCCGAAGAUCUUACCAUCCAGAAGCUUAAAUCAGAACUAUGCGUACAAAAGAAGUACGUCUUAUCGUUAUCGUUACUUUGGCCUUAAUUAUUUUGAUUAUCUUAUUAUUAUUAUUAUUGUUAUUAUUAUUAUAUUCUCAUUAUUUUAUUUGUAAAUGCUCAUCAUAUCACCUUAUUGAUUUCUUGCACCUCUAUGACCUUUAAUUAUUAUAACAAAAACUAAUUUUAUAUUGUUUGUUUGAGACUUCUCAUUGAUGUUUAAGACUGUAAUUGAUCUAUCUCUUAUUGGCAUAUAUGUAUCCUGCCUUCAGUUACUAGGAUUAUAAGCAAAGAUGGAUAGUGGCUAGCAGUGGAAUCCAGGACACGCAUUUUGUCCUAGUAGCUAGUGGGACCCAGUGGCUAAAUGGAUGACUCGAUGGCGUCUGAAGCGGACGAUACUGGGUUUAAGUCCUAGGAUGUAGGUACAUCUAGCUGACGUGUCCCAAAUAAGAUGAAACAUGCAUCCUAGCCAUUAUCCAUCUUUGCUUAUAAUAAAUAAUUAAUUUUUGACUCCAUUGAGUUUUUUUUAUUUUGAAAAUUCAAUUUUUCAUCGUAUACAUGAAUUUUUAUGCGGGUAGUAUUAUAACAUCUUCAUUUGCAUUUGAGUUUGUUACGAGACUAUGAUUUAUGGAUGAAACGAUGAAAUUAAUGAUAUUAAGUCUUGGAUUUCGGUCCGAAGUUUGAGAUUAAGAUUUUGAAACUAGUUGGAAGUGGUCAGGAAUUCAUACCUACAAUUUUAAGGAAAUCGAUACUCCCAGUUGAAUUCAAACCACCCAUCACUCAGGCUCACAAACUGUAACGUUACCACUGGGCUGUUUUAACCUUGUGACAUGUUUGCUGAUGGACUUAAAUACUUUGAUUCUUGAUAACGACUUCAUCAAAGGAUUGUACCCGACGACUUCAGUUCCACAGUGAACAUCAACUUAUUCAAACCACUGGUUUAGGAUCCAAUGGUACAAUUUCAAAUGUGAAUAAUUUAUGAUAUUUCACCAAGAUGAACACCAUAUUCACAUAAGUGGUUACUUCAGUGGCGGUAAUAUAAAAGAAAGAUUGCAUAUAGUGAUAUAAUACAUGAAGAAAGAAUUAGUUUGUAGAAAGAAAGAUACAAAGCAACUUUUAUCUCACAGUUUAAGGGAAGACAAAGAAUGUAUGCACCGACGCAAUUGUGAUCUAUUCUGAGCUAUAUCGCCUAGUCUUCAACCACUAGUUGUGAUGGUCACACAGACCCUAACCAAAUAGUCUACACCAAACAACAUGGUUAAGACUAGAAGUAUGUGACUUCAAGCACUGAUUGCACGUUUUAGUUUGACCGCCCCAAACUUUCUCCCACCCGUCUUCAACACUAGUCAUCAUUGCGCACCGUGGUAACCGAUGUUCAGGCACACGUAACCUAUGUAGACUUACAAUCUCACCAACUGAUUUACCAUCAUUCCCUAGUACCCUGCGUCUAAACUCACUAUUGCGUACCCGGUGAUCCUAGCAAGUAGGAGCAAUAUUUCGAAGACAUCUGUCAUCAAAUACUAGUAAUUUCCGAGUAUCUUCUACUCCUAAUGGCCACGUUUCACAGCCGUAAAGUGGAACAGAGCGAGCUGCUGCGCAGUAUACUCGUUUUUUAAUUGAUAGACGGAUAUCUCGCCUUCGUCAUAGGUGACAUUAAUUUGCAAAAGCCAAACGAGCUUUUUGAAUCCGUACAGAGAUCUCGUCAGACACCAACCCAUUAGGGCUGACAGAAUUCCAAGAUAAGUGAAGUUGUCGACGCGUUCGACUACUUCACUCCCUAUCCUUAGUUCAGGUGUUGACGCAGACCAGUCUUGAAGCAACAUUUGCAUUUAGAGGGGGUGAAACACAUCCCAAAUAUCCUGGUAUUGUUACUCAGUGCUGCCAAAAGACUCUGCAUUUUAUCAUCGUCUUCGCCAAACUGCACUAUAUCGUUACGUAAGUCGAUAAAUGGACCUCCUGGAAAGAGAUCAGUGCCCGAACAUUCAGUUAAUGAGGUGUUAUUUCCAUCUGUAUGUCUAUGAUGAAGUUGAACCAAAAUGGAUAUAGUGGACAACUUUGUCGGGCACUACUUCAGGUCGCAAAAUCAGAUGACAGUUCCUGAAUGUCUACCAAAAAUGAUAGUUAUUCUUGACUUUAAAGCAGCAUUUGACUCUUUAGACUGAAAGGUUCUGUAGGAGUGUCUGCCAUUGAAAGGUGUACCUUCAAAGUACAUAAACCUUGUGAAGUCUCUUUACUCGAACACUACUAGUUGAGUCUGAGCUUAUGGCGAACUGUCAUCUGAUUUUGUGACCUGAAGUAAUGCCCAACAAAGUUGUCCACUAUAUCCAUUUUAAUUCAACUUCAUUAUAGACAUACAGAUGGAAAUAACACCUCGUUGACUAAAUUUUCGGGUAUAUAAAAUGGUAAACAAUCACAAUUCCGACUGAUGAAUUAAUGAUUGAAUUAAUAUUUAAUCUACUCAUACCUUGGCCUAUUAUUUUUUUUCAUUCAUCAGAUAAUAAAUUUUCACAAUAUUUGGUUAUUUAUUUAUUUAUUUAUUUAUUUAUUAUAUUCAAUUACUACACGUCUUAAUUCUAGUUUUAGGAUGAUGAAAAAAAGGAGAAUAAUUUUAUUUCAUUGUUUAUAACACUAUUGAUUUGUAUGUGUGUGAGUGUGUGUGUGUGUGUGUCUGAGUGAGUGAGUGUUGUGUAAAUGAUCUCAUGUAAUGUUGCUAUGUGUAAAUAUUGAUGGCCAAAAACCAAAAAUAAUACAUAUCGGAACAUUCGGUCUUAGUUCUGUUUUUUUUUAAAAUUUUUUUUCAUUUAAUUAAUGUCAUUGUUUAAUGGAGGAAAAUGGUUUGUAGAGAUUAGUUUUAGAUUAUUUUUAUCAUCAUAGAUUAGAAUUUUUAGAAAAUAAAAAAAACGGUGAGACUCUAAUUUAUGGAUGAGCCAAUCAGAAGCGUUUUAGAGAUUUCAAGGUUACGGCGCCAACUUCAGUCCUUUAUGCUAACGUACGAUCGGUUCACAGGGAAUUUUGUACAAAGCGUGAUAAUUAAGCGGUUAUGUGCAUUGUGUCGUUAUCCACAAGUAGCAUUUUGUGCACUCAACAACCGGAGUGCACAUAAACAAUAUUGAAGCUAUGAGGUCGAGGCUGAAAGUUUUUGAGACUUUAUCAUGGCUCCAGAGGCCAACUUUUCUGUAGCCGUUUGGAUGAUUUCCUCUACUGCAUAUAUUAAGAUUUUAGAACCUCUGAAUCUCUUUCUAACCUUGACAAGUUUUUGAACCACAUAUAAGAAGUGUAUCCACUUUAUUUCCUUGGUUUUGUAUAACACAUUUUUACGCCAUAGUGACUGUUUGCUGAUUGGCUAAUAUUUCUCAAGGUCACUUAAAAUUCGUUCAAAGGUCGUCCAUAAAUUAGAGUAUUAAAGAUUCCCAUUGUGAAAAUUAGAACAACACAUAUAAGCGAACAAUUGUUUUCAAUGAGAAAAAAGAGGAUAUGUACGGUCUAUUAAAUAAACUCAACACUCUCCAAAACCAUAUUAGUCUCUCAUGUGAAGAGGAGAAAAACGAUCAGCUUCCCUUCCUAGAUAUACUCCUGAGUAGACGGGAAGAUGGUUCAGUAAAGCGAUCUAUUUUUAGAAAACCAACGUGGACAGGUCAAUAUCUUAGUUAUUAUAGUUAUUGCCCUGUGCAAUACAAACGUGGUUUGAUAAGGUGUCUUUUCAACAGACUCGACCGUAUUUGUACCAAUGACGCCAUUGAUGAUGAUGUUAAGUUGUUAAAUAAAACGUUAAUAGAAAAUGGCUAUCCUCUGAAAUUCAUAAAUAGAUGGAAAGUCCAUGGUUCAGCGAGACCUACUGUAGCCUCGGUAGAGAAAAAGCCUGUCUACAUCACCUUACCAUUCAGAGGUGAUUCAAAUAGCCUUUUACUGAAACAACGACUUAAAUCAGUCAUCAGUAAAACCUAUUGCGCAGCAAAGGUCAUCAUCAAAGAAAGAACAAGGUGCAUGCUUCAUUCAAAACCUAAAGUACAUGGAAACGAUUGCGUCACAUCCCACUGUGUUUACCAAUUUAAAUGUGUGUGUGGUCACACAUACAUAGGGAGGAGUAAUCGUGAUCUCAACAUUAGGGUGAGUGAACAUGUACCCAAAUGGCUUCAGAAACAAAUGCAAUCAAGUGACCCAAUAAGAGCAGAGGAUAAACAUCCAUCAUCCUCUAUUGCUAAACAUAUAAUUGAAACAGGUCACAAGAUUGAUCUAAAUUCAGCUUUUGUAGUGCUGUAUAAAAGUGUAAAGGGGCGUAUACUAAGGUUCAUUGAAGCCUUAGCCAUACGAAAAUUCAAACCCCCUUUAUGUGUUCAAAAACAGUUUGUUCUUACCUUAAACCUACCCUGGUAAUAUUGACUUAUUAGCCAGAGUGAUUAGGUUUCGCUUUGUGUUCAUAUUAUUAUUAUUAUUAUUAUUAUUAUUAUUAUUAUUAUUAUUAUUAUUAUUAUUAUUAUUAUUAUUACUCUUAUCAUUAUCCUUAUCUCCUCUUACCCCGUUUCCUGUCUAGUUGACCUUUUAUUUUUAUAUAUAAAUGCUCUUAACAAGUAUAUGUGUG